AAUCAUGGGUGGACAUGGAAUUUGAACUUGCUGCCGGCUCAUGUCUUCAGUCUUUUCGUGGGCACCAGGGGAAGAAAGAGCACUGACGUCUGCUGCUCGCUGCUGGAGCAUCACAAAAAUUGGCACUUUUUAUGAAGGACUGGAUUUGGAGAAUCAGGAAUAGUCAAGAUUGUCUACUGGGAAAAAUAAAUUUGAGAUGUUGUUGGACGUUAAGCACAUCCUGUGGUUGGUCUGUGUCUGCAGCGCUGUAACCCAUCAUGACUCGGCCCGUAGGUUGAGGGUGGAGAGGAGUCCUCCGGUCCGAGGGUCCCUGGCGGAGCAGGUGGUCUUGCCUUGCCAUUUCUCCAUCCUCCCACCCCCGACUGGCACCUCCAGCGCAUCCACCGCUGCUGCCGCGGCCACGGCCUCCAGCGCCCACCCGGACCAUCUCCGCAUCAAGUGGACUAAACUCGAGGGCGAAGAGGAAACCAUAGUGAUGGUGGCCCAGAAUGGGUUCAUCAAGAUCGGCCAGGCGUUUAAAGACAGGGUAUCGGUUCCCAGCCACCCCGAGAGCGAGGGCGACGCGUCUCUGACCAUAACGAGGCUCAGGGCCAGUGAUGCGGGCGUCUACCGCUGCGAGGUCAUGCACGGCAUUGAAGACACUCAAGAUUCAGUCUCCCUGGAUGUCAGUGGUGUUGUGUUUCAUUACCGUGCCAACAGUAGUCGCUACAGUUUAGAUUUCGAGCACGCCAAGCAGGUCUGCAUUGAUGUGGACGCGACCAUCGCCACCGCUGAGCAGCUGUAUUCGGCCUACGAGGACGGAUUUGACCAGUGCGAUGCUGGAUGGCUGGCAGACCAAACCGUCAGAUACCCGAUAACAAAGCCACGGGAAGGUUGCCAUGGUGAUAUGAUACUAAAGCCAGGAGUCAGAACAUACGGACUCAGAAAUUCCUCCGAAAUGUAUGAUGUGUACUGCUAUGUAGGAAAACUUCAGGGUGAGGUGUUCUUCCCUGCUACGGAUGUUAAGAUGACUCUUGAUGAGGCCAGGGCGGCGUGCGAAAGACAGGACGCCGUUUUAGCAUCUCCAGGUCACCUGCAUGCAGCCUGGAGGGACGGCAUGGACCGCUGCGACUUCAGCUGGCUGUCUGACGGCAGCGCCCGCUACCCCAUCUCUGUACCCAGAAUUCAGUGCGGCAAAGGACAGCUGGGUGUGAGGACUAUGUACCGUUACCUCAACCAGACAGGAUUUCCUUUACCGAGCGAGAAACUGGGAGCUUUCUGUUUCAAAGGAUGGGAUCCCACAACUGUACCCACAGCUGGACCCACAAUAUCACCAAUUCUCUCGGAGAGCCUUCAAAUCUCUUCCAUUAAAGCAAUGCCUUCUACAACAGCCCAUGGCACCACAGAAGAGCCACCAUCCAUGUUUUCUGCAAGCAUGGCUCCACGCGAAAGAGCCACUCCUGAAGCAUAUCCUUAUGCUAAAUCCACAGUUGUUGUACCAACCGAAGCCCAGGCAAUUUCAGAUAUGGUAACCCCGACCACAUUUAGUGACUAUGAAGACAAGGAAACCUUCAGGUUGCAAGGGCCACCCCCUGGGGCUCCUUCUCAGCCAUUCUCAGUCCCCACCCCAACUGAAAUGUCCGAUUAUUCAGAUUCCUUAUUCUCUAUCCAGCUACCCCGUCAGCCCACCGCAGGGAUCAAACAUCCUGUGUUGGAUACUCCGCAUGGAGAAUACAGUGGUGCUGAGGGUAGCAGCAGCGGCGACACGGAUACUUCUGAGAGUGUGAUUCCUACUUUGCCUGUGUUUGUUACGACCUUCAAAGGAGAUCCAGACAAGCCAAAAAUUGUGUACAAAGAGAACGAAACCACAGCAAACACGACUACAGAAGGUUCGGUCAUUGCUGAGUCCACCAUGAUAACCCCACGUUUAAGUGAAAAGGUUGUGCACAGCCAACAGAUUGAUUCCAUGAAGGACCUCGGCUUUCCACGAGACAUCAAUAUGCUUUUUGUCAACAUUCAGGACCAAAAUCAGUCAGUUGAUUCUGUUCUGAAAUUCCUUGGGCAGACCACUAAAACCCUAACGUCUGGUGAAAGUGAGACACCUUUAGGCAGUGGAGACCUUGAAAUAUAUCCCUCAGCUUCUGUUACCAUCACCCCAGAACUGAGUUUCAUUAACGGAAAGCACGAGUUGACUCUGAAACCAGACACUGACCAGACUCAGGAGGCUAGAGGAGACCAUUUUGACACUGCAAUCCCACCAAGAGAAGAAACCAUCCCUGAUGACGAGAUGGUAAUAUUGACGGAGGAGGCUGAAGGCUUCACAUCUUCCCCUGAGACAAAUGAAUCUGGCUCAACGACAAGAAGCCCAAUUGAGCCCCAUUUCACAACAAAGAGCUCAGAAAGUAUAACCACGACAGAGUUUCCAACAUUUGCAACUAAAUCUCCAAGCCAGGAGAUGACUUCACAAGCCAUAUCAUUUAGCAUGCCGAAGUAUGAAGAAGGUUCUGGGAUGCGCCCAACAGAUGAUGAAGAGGAACCGACACCAUUGGAAGGUUCUGCGGAUGACAUGCUUUCAACAACGGCAUCUACUGACCCAGAUGUGGUGGCUACUGACGAGGCUGAAACACAGAAGUCUACACAGGCAUUUGGGGUGGAUUGCUCCACCAAAGGACCAUUUGUUACAACUCCAGAAUCCAGCACUCUAGAAAGAAAAACAAAGCCAGAAAAUGAAGAUUUUGAGGGCUCCACCUCCGCUGAAGAUGAAGGCUCGGGACAAGAUAUAGAUCCAACAGAAGAACCAAAACAACCAACUUUAUCUCCAUCUUUCACUGUUACAUCCCACAGCUCUACAAGUUCCUCAACAAGUACUCAUCCAAAAGAGCCAAGGCAAUCUGUUAGUUUGGCUUUGCCCAGUACAGAGCCUACGAUUCAGGUGGUUUCAACUCCUCAAACAGGGGCAAUCCUAGAGGAAAAUACUCCUCAUAUUAAACACACUGAGAAAGACCAAAACCAAAGUACAACUGAGAGUCCUUUGUUGGUCCCUGAGAUUGACAAAGGUGUAAGCGCAAUCUUCAUCAUCUCUGAGGACAUCAGCUCUGGUGAUCAGCCAACUGAAUCAUUCUCAACACAACCUUUCACUGCAACUAUUGUUCCAUCCCUUCUCAUUCAACAAACUGAAGAAAUAAGUGCUGGUACGCAUGAUGAAUCAACUAAAGUAUUUGAAGGUUCUGCAGAAGACACAACACCAUUGAUUUUUACUAGUGUCCAGACUCGAACAAAAUUCACAACCCAGAGUUCAGAGACCACCAUUCUGCCCACUGAUGGUCUUAGAGCAGUAAUGUCUUCCUCCCAAGAAACUGUUCUAAUCCAAAACACAUCUUCAGAAGACACAACCACCCCAGUGCAGUCAUCAGAGACUUCAGAGGAGACAACACAAGAAAUAUCACAUUCUACAUUUGGAUUCUCAACAGAGAAGCCUCUCACUUCAUCAUCUCCAGUUUCUAGUCGUCCAUCCUCCAGUGUUCCUACAGAUUUAAAUGUGCAAGAGCCAGUUCAGGUCUCAGAUAGAGUCACUACUUCUGCUACAGAAGACAUUCUGACCACCUCCAAAGCCACAAGUACUGUGGAAUUUGAAGUGAAUGCCAUAGAUUAUGAAGAUGUGACACGUCCCUCAAUUGUUGAAGGACAACCACCACCCAGGGAAGAGUUCACCACAAGAAAACCAGAGGUCUGGACGGAAUCCAGCUACACUGUUGAGAGUGAUAUGGUGAAUUUGCAAGAUCUCACACUUUGCUCCGUCAGUGUGUGUGAAAAUGGUGGAACAUGCUAUUCUAAUGGAAAAGGAAACAUUUGUUUCUGCAUGCCUGGAUUCAGUGGGGAACAUUGUGAAAAUGAAAUUGACGAAUGCCAGUCGAACCCUUGCCGCAAUGGAGCUACAUGCAUUGACGGGUUAAACUCUUUCAGUUGUGUUUGUCUUCCCAGCUAUUCAGGAUCCCUCUGUGAGCAAGAUACAGAGGUUUGUGACUUUGGCUGGCACAAGUUUCAGAGCCACUGCUAUAAGUACUUCACAUACCGAAGGACAUGGGAAGCAGCGGAAAAAGAGUGUCGUCUGCAGGGUGGUCACCUCACCAGCGUCCUGUCCCACGAGGAGCAGCUCUUUGUAAAUCGUUUGGGCCAUGACUAUCAGUGGAUCGGGCUGAAUGAUAAAAUGUUUGACAAUGAUUUCCGCUGGACUGAUGGACACCCUAUGCAAUUUGAGAAGUGGAGAGAGGGUCAGCCGGACAGUUUCUUCUCCACAGGCGAGGACUGUGUGGUGAUGAUCUGGCAUGAGAACGGCCAGUGGAAUGAUGUGCCGUGCAAUUACCACCUGACCUUCACCUGCAAGAAGGGCACAGUGUCCUGUGGUCAGCCCCCUGUCAUAAAAGACGCCCAUAUCUAUGGCAGCAUGAAGCCACGCUAUGAGAUCAACUCUCUAGUUAGGUAUCACUGCAAGGACGGCUUCAUCCAAAGACACGUUCCUACUAUCAGAUGCCGAGAAGAUGGCCACUGGGACAAGCCCAAAAUCACAUGCUUGAAUCCAUCCACCUACCAGAAGACGUAUGCACACAAAUAUCAAAACAAUAACUAUUACAACAACAGUAAGAGACGCUACAGUGAGUCGCAGUACCGUCUUCGCUGGUCAAAAACAACUGAUGACUCCGUACACUGAUCUCCAUCCUGAUCUACAGAUGCUUCGCAUCCACAGAGAAGGUCAUCAUUCUAAAGGGGCGAAACCAAACUAUGUGCCUGAUGAAUGUUUUAGAGCCGAAGUGAAUUACCCUGAGGGACUGCAAAAAACACCAUCACCCACCCACUGAGAGUGUACUUUAUCUUUGACUAUGCAAUAGUGUACAUCGCAUAUUGUAAUAAUGUCUUAAUGUUUUGACAUGGGGAGGGGGGUCUCUGGUUGAAAUGUAUAUAGUAGAGAUAAUGAACAAGUAAACAGCUGUGAAUGGUGACUGUUAUUUUUUAUUUUUUUCAAUCCGUAAAUUUUGCUUACGAAGAACUGGAUUUCCUGUUCUCUCUGGCUCAAUAAAAGAGCACUAUGGUACGAGCAGAGCAUAAACAGAACAAUUACAGUACGAAGAGUAAAAGAACAAUAGGCAUUAUAUUGUUUCACAUUGUGGUGAGGGGGGUUCAAAAGGGAUGUCACGGGGCUGGAGGACAAACAAUGCUGAAAGGACUGCAACUCAUGACUGGAAAACAAAUCUUCAUCGACAUCAUCUUCGGCAGCAUCCUUUCUAGUUGUGAGGAUUACUCUGAUAACACCAAACUAUUGUACACUCUCAUAAUCAUAUUCUCAUAUGGCAUCAAAAUAUAUAUUUUAGGCGUUUUUUUUAUAUGUGGGUUUGUAAUAUAACCAUUUUUACUUUUUUAAAUGAAUGUCAUGGUAAAAUAUGAAAAUAUGAAUACUGUAUGUGUGGUUGAAUGAACUAGCAUUUUUGUCAAACAUUAUUACAAAUGUUACAUGAAGCCAUAGAAGUUUAAUUUAUUGCUGAAGAUACAUAUAACAAUGAAUGAACUGUGAGAUUUUGAAUAAUAAAGCGCUAUUAGUAUAUUAUGAA
Messenger RNA from Ctenopharyngodon idella (grass carp), 5582 nucleotides. It is a transcript of the gene vcanb, whose product is annotated as versican b. Gene Ontology annotation, biological process: cell adhesion. Lineage: Eukaryota; Metazoa; Chordata; Actinopteri; Cypriniformes; Xenocyprididae. The record is from RefSeq and is a predicted model, not a curated record. The transcript has 15 exons. Gene Ontology annotation, molecular function: hyaluronic acid binding; calcium ion binding. Bases 197 to 4687 code for a protein of 1496 amino acids.